This is a messenger RNA of Cantharellus anzutake, 1677 nucleotides long. RefSeq lists its product as uncharacterized. The coding region runs from base 1 to 1677 and encodes 558 amino acids. The transcript is spliced from 12 exons. The record is from RefSeq and is a predicted model, not a curated record. Lineage: Eukaryota; Fungi; Basidiomycota; Agaricomycetes; Cantharellales; Hydnaceae.
AUGGCAGACGAAAGAGCCGACAUCUACCUACAAACGCCUACACCUGAUACCGGUAGUGCUGAUGUGGAAAAGACUCAGGUUGAUGGGAGCGACCUCCAGCGCCCAUCUCAGGAAGGCACACCCGAGAACAACCCUGAAACACUGGGGCUACCCAAGUCCCAUUGGUGGAGAACAAUUCCAUUGGGCCUCGUCUUCAUUGCUAUCGCUGUCGGAUCGGAAGUCGUAUUAGACCACACCCGCAACGGAAUAGGAUUUGAAAUCAUUCUCAGCGAUGCCGGACUCUCUCGCGCUAAACAGUUCCUGAAGUCAUUUGGGCCAUCUAUUCUUUUCGGUCCAUUAUUCCAUUGGUUCACAAAGCCCUAUGUUAUCAAGCUGCUCAAACCCUUCGAAACGAAGAGGUAUGAUUCUAAAUCUGAUGUGCCUAUUAUUUGUUCGCACUUCAUACUUCUUUUCGUGGUCCGGGUUGGGCUGUCUUUCUCUAAUUUUAGGAUGCACCAUUGGGCGGUCUCCAUACUCUCCUGGAUCGCAAUCAGCGGUAGCCUUUUCCAUGCUCUGGCUGGAGCAUAUUUCGAGAUUGUUCCGGCGCUCCCGCAGCAGGAAGUGAAAGUGCGUAUCUCAGGUAAAACCGCUCUGGGCUAUGGCGAUCUCGAAUUCACCCCGUUCGUGAAUGCUGCAGGGUUUGUGGGCACCGCUAGCAGGAUCGGUGGUAUGUAUUCUCCAUUUAUCCUUAAUGACACCAAUAGCAAGACUGGGAACAUCUGGGUGGUGCCGGACUUUACUCUCGAGGAUCCAAGUGCAUCUGCCCAAGGUGGGAACGUGAACGUCACACUCAGGGGAUUCUCAGUGCAAGCCAGAUGUGCCCCGGUUCCGUCACCAGUAAUAUCGGGUCCAGACACCGCCAACAGGUACAACAUAACAGGGACUCUUUCCCAUAACUGCUCCGCUACAUCCAAUGCCAUCUCCAAUGGCACAAAAUGGGAUGGCUGGAUGGUCUCCGCCCCUUUUGGAUGUGUGCGAAGCAUCGACCCUGGUAACAACAACCCAGUCCCUAGUGACCCGCGGUUUUCUCCCGUGGCAUUCUCUUUCCUCAAAAACAUAUCGAGCUACUCAAUGGUCUUCUGUUACAGCCUGGUAGAGGAGCAUGAUCUCACCGCUACACUCGCACUCCAUGAUGACACUCCAGCCAUUUCCGAUGUCGUGGAUCGAGGUAACGUCUCAUUCCUCAGUUGGGGUCCCAGCGGGAUAGACUGGCCAAGCAGUGACCCCCGGGUGGAAGGCAUCGGAGACGCAAUCCGCUUUGCCUUGGCUGGUUCCAUCAUGAACCUUGCGGGUUUAUACGAGAUUGGGGCUGAAAUAAUCACAUCACUACAGGACAGCACUCUCAGGGACUCAAACUCCGUGGUUGGACUUGCCGAGGAGGCCGUUAGAAUUUUCCAAGCAACCGUCGUCCCUUCCAUGCUAAUCGUUGGGCCACCGUAUUUCCCAAAUGCCAUACUGGUGGUGCAGGCAUAUGGCAUGGUUGCCAUCCCUCAUGUGGCACAUGUGAUAACUGUCCUGUGCGCUAUCGUUGGAUCCAUUCUUAUCGCGCUUUCCAUAUAUCAUUUCUGGCGGCGCAAGGAGUUAUUGACCAAUGCCGCACCUUCAGCGACUACGACGGCUCCAGCGUUGGCUUCAUGA